Entamoeba histolytica HM-1:IMSS is the source of this 480-nucleotide messenger RNA. Its product is annotated as 5-nitroimidazole antibiotic resistance protein, putative. The transcript has a single exon. Lineage: Eukaryota; Evosea; Mastigamoebida; Endamoebidae. Bases 1 to 480 code for a protein of 159 amino acids. The record is from RefSeq and is a predicted model, not a curated record.
AUGAAUUACAUUACUUCAUGUAUAACUCGUAAAAAUUCUGGUAUUGAAGAAACCAGAGCUAUUGAAAUUAUUAAAAAUGGAGAGUAUGGAUUUAUGGCAAUGAUUGAUGAUGAAAAUAAUAGUGGUUAUGGUGUACCAAUUAAUUAUGCAUUUGAUGGUGUUCAAAACCUUUAUUUUCAUGGAGGAAAUGGAAAAAAAAUUAAUAUUUUAAAGAAAAAUCCUAAAGUCUCUUUUACUAUUGUUGGGAAGACUUUGAUAGUUCCAGAACAAUUUACUGAUCACUAUGAGAGUGUAAUGUGUUUUGGAACUAUUUGUUUUGAUUUAAGCAAAGAAGAAAAAAUAAAAGGAAUGGAAUUAAUUAUUGAUAAAUAUUCUUCUGAGUAUAAAGAAAAGGGAAUGAAAAUGGUUGCUUCUGCAAUAGACAAAAUGAGUGUGUACAAAUUGGUUAUUAACUCAUUUUCAGGAAAGGUUAAUAAAUAA